This is a messenger RNA of Ictalurus furcatus (blue catfish), 2498 nucleotides long. It is a transcript of the gene fam20cl, whose product is annotated as family with sequence similarity 20 member C, like. Gene Ontology annotation, biological process: protein phosphorylation. Bases 566 to 2065 code for a protein of 499 amino acids. The record is from RefSeq and is a predicted model, not a curated record. The transcript has 11 exons. Gene Ontology annotation, molecular function: phosphotransferase activity, alcohol group as acceptor. NCBI's taxonomy places the organism in Eukaryota, Metazoa, Chordata, Actinopteri, Siluriformes, Ictaluridae. Gene Ontology annotation, cellular component: Golgi apparatus.
AGUCUCUACACACAUGCUUCAAAUAAAUGUAAUAUAUUGACAUUACAGCUGUUUACAUUUCUCAGGUUUUGUGUAUGUAUGUGUGUGUGUGUGUGUGUGUAUUUCCUUGGGCCAUUUUAACAUGGUUUGUCCUGGGCCUGGGCGAUAUACCUUAAAACAUCCUACUUGUGACCUGCAAUCAAUCAUACCUUUCAACUUCCAGACCAACAGGGGGCCCUGCUGUGAAAACCUAAAGCAUGGUAUCAACCAUCCUUUAAUCAAUCAAAAAAAAAAACUGUUAUUAAGCAUUAGGAGAUCUAUCCAUUUUCUGAACCAUGGGGAGCCGGGAGCCAAUCCCAGGGGACUCGGGGCACGAGGCGGGGGACACCCUGGAUGGGGUGGGCACAAUCAUGCACACACUACGGACAAUUUAGAAAUGCCAAACAGCCUACAAUGCAUGUCCUUGGACUGGUGGAGGAAGCUGGAGUACCCGGAGGAAACCCCCGUGCACACAGGGCAAAGGGAAUCGAACCCCCAACCCCGGAGCUGAUAGCGGAGUUCAGUAGUAACAGGAUUCUCUACCAGUAUGAGAGUGCGUCAGUGCCGCAGCUUGAAGGGUGUUUGCGUCAUGCUGGUGUGUGUGACGCUGGCUCUGCACGUGCUGGUCAUUCUAGUGACUCUGUCGACGUUCCCUUCAACCUGUGAACCCAUUCAGCGGCCUCAAACUGAACCUCGCAACUUCACCUCAGCCAACCUCACACGCUCUGGCUCUACCAGUACGGCCAGGCAAAUGCGUGUAGGAGCAGCUGAUCUUGCCAAGCUGGAGGCUUUGUUCUCCCACGUGCUGUAUAGCCUGCAUGCUCCGUCCAGUCCCGAUGACGACACUCUGCUGCGAAUCCGAACCCAGGAAGAGCACAGCGAGGAGCACAGCGCACAGCAGUGGUUAAGUAACAGCAAGGACGGCUAUGAACCUGUCAAGUGGAACAGCAGUACAGAUACCCACCCUCCCUGGCUUCGGUUCCACCUCGGCAUCUCCCGGUGGCAGCUGUAUCCACACCGAGACACCAACCUGCCUGCUCUUGUGGAACAGCUCUCAACGCACCGCAUCGUCAGCGCAGUUCAGAAAACCGGAGGAACACAGCUGAAGUUGGUGAUGACGUUUUCUAACUACGGAGAGGCGCUCUUCAAGCCCAUGAAGCAGGAGAGGUACGACGAGACUAACGUGAACCUGUACUAUUUCUCGGACUUUGAGAGGCACAAUGCCGAAAUCGCAGCCUUUCACCUAGACAGGAUUCUGGGUUUCCGGCAUGUACCUCCGGUUGUCGGAAGACUGGUUGAUGUAAUUAAGGAAAUUAAAGACAUCACCACUGACCACAAACUGGCCAAGACCUUCUUCAGUUCUCCAGUGGGAAAUGUGUGCUUUUACGGCCAGUGCUCGUACUAUUGUUCCACGGAGCAUGCGGUGUGCGGCCGGCCCCGUGCUCUCGAGGGCUCCGUAGCAGCCAUGUUGCCUGACCUUGCCCUCGCACCUCGCCGCUCCUGGAGAAACCCGUGGAGGCGCUCAUACAGCCGCAGCAAGCUCGCUCUGUGGGAGAAAACCCCAGGAUACUGCGACGCCGUGAAAAAGACUCCGCCCUAUGACCGAGGCACCCGAUUGGUGGAUCUCAUCGAUAUGACCAUUUUGGACUUUCUGCAAAGUAAUAUGGACAGACACCACUAUGAAACAUUUGAAAUUUUUGGCAACAACACGUUCCUUCUACAUUUAGAUAAUGGAAGAGCGUUUGGUCGUCACUCUAAGGAUGAACCAUCGAUACUCACUCCUCUCGUGCAGUGCUGCAGAAUCCGCCGUUCCACGCUGCUUCGCCUGCGUCUGCUCUCCUCCCAUCAGUACCGUUUGAGCGAUGUCAUGCGGGCGUCUCUCUCUCAGGAUCCACUGGCAGCCGUGGCCCCCCUCCUCACCGAGCCUCACCUUUCCGCUUUAGACCGCCGUCUAGCAGCAGUGCUCCAGACCGUCCAGCGCUGCCUCCUUCAGCACCAACACCUCCAUGAUGUCAUCUACGAUGAUAUCACUGACUACUCAGGCUAGGAAAGUGCUGUAAUGACUAAUCCGUGCUCACUGAAUGCUCAUCUUUUGUACUUCCUCAGCAAAAAUGUACUGGGUGCCAGUAUGAUAUUACAAAUUACAGCCUGGGUGACAAUAUAUAUAUAUAAAAGCACUGCAUCAUUGCAUAAGAGCACUUGAUCUUGAUUUGUAUUAUAUAUAAAUUUAUAUAAUAAAAUGUGUUAGAUGUUUUUACAACUUUUCUUUUUGAUAUGCUCGUACUGCUCAGGGUUGUGGUGAGACAGGAAAUACCAAAAAAUAUUUAAAUGACUAUAAAGACAUAUUUAUUUUAUUCUCUUUCAUCCUAUUUUAUUUUCAUUUUAGCCAGUUAUAAGAAGGGGUGCAGAAACGAAACUUUUCAGACGUUUGUGUCUCGUAUCUGUUUACUCUGUAUAAUAAAUGGUUCAUUUCAGUUGAA